Molecule: messenger RNA, 2989 nt
Organism: Solea senegalensis (Senegalese sole)
Lineage: Eukaryota; Metazoa; Chordata; Actinopteri; Pleuronectiformes; Soleidae
Gene: shisa8b
Product: shisa family member 8b
Exons: 5
Coding region: 398-1846 (482 amino acids)
Biological process (GO): regulation of short-term neuronal synaptic plasticity; regulation of AMPA receptor activity
Cellular component (GO): dendritic spine membrane; postsynaptic density; postsynaptic membrane
Source: RefSeq, a predicted model, not a curated record
CACACACACACACACACACUCACAGAGCGCACAGGGUUAGUGUCAGGAGAACAUCCUGACAGUCCUGAACCGCUCUGGACUCACAUGUGUAGCAGUGACAGACAAGAAGAAGAAGAAGAAGACGAGGAGGAGGAUAAGAGGAGUGUGGUGUUUGUUAAAUCCCUCAGAUCGAGGCUGAUGAUGGAGAACACAUAAAGGACGGCCGAGGGGGAAAAAACCUGCAGGGAGUGAGAGAAGAUGCUUCUGAGUAAAGUUUGUGGAUUUCUCUAGCGAGACAGGGGGAAUUUCUUUUUCUUGAACUUUGAAGAGAAAUCAGCGAGGAGGUUCGACUGCGUCCAGACUGCAAAGACGGGGGAGAAGCCUGCUGAUUUUGGACAAAAAGGGCUUCCCCAGCAGCAUGGCGGCCUCCGACCCUGCCCCCUACCAACUGUCCCUCGUCUUCGUCCUCUUGUCCGUCCUCAUAAAGCAGCCCGCCCUCGCCCAGGACCCGUCCGUCACCACGAGCGUGGCCAAAAGUGACCCGUUCAUCGUCCCCACCACGCUGGCCAACCAGACAACUGGCUACGUGGAGACAACGCAGAACACUCCCCCAGAGACGGGCUUGUCCACGCCCGCAAGUGGCGGGGACGCCGACGACGAGGACUCCCCUCCGGUCGGUGGGACCCGUUGCCAGGGUUACUACGACGUGAUGGGCCAGUGGGACCCGCCGUUCAACUGCAACGCCGGCGUGUUCCUGUACUGCUGCGGCACGUGCUUCUACCGCUUCUGCUGCCAGUUCCGCCAGCAGCGGCUGGACCAGAGCAUCUGCUCCAACUACGACACGCCCAUCUGGGCCAACACCGGCAAACCCGUGGCCACCAUCACCGAGGGCCAGGGGGACCAGGACCGAGACCGCACUCACCUCAUCGUCUACAUCAUCUGUGGAGUGGUGGCCAUCAUGGUGCUGGUGGGCAUCUUCACCAAACUGGGCCUGGAGAAAAGUCGAGGGGGAAGCGGUGGAGGAGGAGGAGGAGCCGGAGGAGGAGCAGGGGCGGGGCAUGCCGACCUCAACUCCAGGACACUGACAGAUCUGCUGAAGCAGCAGGGAGGUGAAGUGAGCUCCGUGGAAAGCGCCACGGCCAGUUCGCCCAGCGGAGGAAGAGCCAAUGGCAUCUCAGCCAGGAUGCUGCGCAGCAGGAGUGAACAGUACCAUCUGAAUAAUUCUCCUCAUGGGCCUUUUGGACCAGGGCUUCCACGGCCACACAGCAACCACAACAACGUGGGAAUGAACAAGUACACCUCCCUCAAAGCUGUGGCGGACAGUGCAUCUAGCAGCUACUACAAGAGCUUCCCACUCAUGGAUUUCUCUCACUACCAACCUGUGGCGCCCCCUGCCUUCCAGCCUGUACCAGUGCAGCCCAAAGACAAGUCCUACAUCCACCAGUCCCUGCCAGCACAGCACGACCUCCAUGGCCCCCUGUCCAUCUCCAUCCCCUCUAGCCAUCUGGAGCAUUCGCAUCUCCCCAAGACCACACACCCGCUCCUCUCCAGCUCAGCCUUCAAGGCCUGGGAGCCAACGGCCCGUCAUGUCCACAGGCAGACCUCUGUCCCGGGACAAACCUCGUCCUCUUCUCUGCAUAGCUCCACAAGAAGACAUGGCUACUCAACCAGGAGGCACGAGAGUAUAGAGAACAUGCCGGAUCUCUUCUGCCAGCCCUAUGAAGGGAUGUAUGGUGGAGCUGGAGGCGCAGCAGGACAGGGACAGGGACAGCAUGUCCACAUGCAACACCAAUCUCAAACCCCCCAUUACCACCACCCUAGGCAGAAGAGCUACUCCACCCACAGUGCGACUGAGGUGACCGUUUGAGCCCCAGUGCCUCAGAGAGCAGCCUGCUGCAAAUACGCAUGAAUGAGUGGACUUUGGUGUUAGCGCCAUGUCAGAGUUUGGGGCAGUUGGCCCAAAAUGUGAGGGAUAUGAAGUGGGGAGGCACAUUGUGACCGAUGUGUGAGAAACAGAGUUAGAUUAAGGAGGAAAAGAGUCUAAACAGAACCACAACUCUGACAGAUUUAUGGACUCAGGUUGUAAAGAUCAUUAUUUGACAUAUAAAGUAUACAGACUCUACAUGAAGGGAAAUCUAACCAAGGUUGCUCUCAGGUUCCUAAGGGUCUAACAGCCUUCACAGAUUCUCGCCCGCCACAGUUUUGAUGCAGCAGUGUAGUCUCAGAGGGGUUCAUUUGUACGGAUUGGAGAACAUAACGACAAAAGUCAUAUGUGUAUCAUGCAAAGGUUUUUCGGUUUCAGGUCGUGUGUGUUAGGUUGCGUUUAGGUUCAGUAUGUCUUAAUUAACAAAUACAAAAACAAAAACAACGAUUCCAUACUAAGCCUGAAACGGAAAAAAACGGACUCGAGAAGAAGUAGAACAAUUUGAUUUGACGUAAACAUGGUUUAUUAUCCUUCAUAUUGCAUUUCUGUAGUUUAUCUGUGGGGAAGAAAAUUAUAACUCUGGACUUAUUUGUUUAUUGAAUCUAAACAGUCAUUUUUAACAUUUGGAUAUGGCAACAACAUCUUGGGAGGUUUUUGGGUUUUUUUUACUACUCAACAUUUAUUUCCAUUUGCAAACAUACAGAGAACAAAUACACAACAAUCACAAAGCAAAUGUUUUCACUCCACCUUGAUCUUCAAAUCCAAAUAUCUUGGGAGGUUAAAGGUCAUUUAUUGAGCUCUGGAAGUAACGGCAACGUUAAAAUACUGUACUUGCGUACCACAAGAGGAAGCUCGCAUACCACUGGUGGUGCACGUUCCUCAGUUUGAGAACCAUGGCCUUAAACAACUGGCCGUUAUGCCUAUGCUUCAAGACGCUACGUUGUGGUGCCUUCAAAUGUGGCUGUGUUUAUUGCGUUUGCUGCGUUUGACAUCGUGAGUUGGAAAAUUGUUUAUGAGAUGUGACGUUUUUCCCCAAAAAUGGGACUGUUAAGGUUCAUUUUUCAAUUAAAUGAAUAUAUUAUCACU